CAGUGGGAGCGGGAUCGUGGGUACAAGGACAAGGAGGGCGGAAACCGGGUGGACGUGACUAGGAGGCGAUGUCCCGCUCCGAGCGCGGCACACACAACGAUGACCCCAGCGUGCACGUUCCGGACGUUGGCCGGUACUCCACGCCCCGCGACCGGCGGAGCAACAACGAUACGGACUGGGGCCGCACAGAGCCGCGAAUGGGACGCGCUGACGGUGCGGGCAUCGCGAGGGAGCAUCCCGGACGAGGGCGUGCAGCUCGACGCGCGGGAGCGAGAGGGGUAACAGAUCCCGCUGGAUCGCGACUGAUAGAUGGGCACGUCGCCUGCUUUCUUUGAGAAAACUCCUACUGCUGAAUUUACGCUCGGAGGGCCUUGCUGGUAGCUAGAAUUUUGGAGGCAGAGAGCACUCCAGGACCUGCAAGGGCUGAGUCGGCGAACCCUUCCCGUAUUUGCGUUUUUUUCUGCGCCCUCACGAUGUCCCGUCAGAGGUGGUCAAAAACACUAGACGUUUGGCUUCGUCCAUGUUCUCGACAAGCGCCCCCUUGGCUGUGUUAGAGUUCUCUAUUAGAAGAUCAAGUUUGGCGGCGAUGACUACAAUACACGGAGCAUCGCGAACGUCACACCACACAAACUCAAGCGCGUCAGGGAGGAGAACGAGGGGCAGCUGGCUGUGGAGGAAGAGGAGGAACAGCGGAGGUGGAGAGAUGAGCUGUGCUGACCGAGAGCACUGGAGGAUGGACGACGAGGAUAUCUACGGCAGAGAUAAAAGGCACCUUCACGUGCUCAACAUGCACUCACAAUUGCCGUCACCCCUGUACGAGAACCUUUUGCACCAGCCUUUGACGCCUUCCGUGUCCAAGGAGCGUAUCAAUGCUCUUGCUUUCCAGCUUG
This is a messenger RNA of Heterobasidion irregulare TC 32-1, 890 nucleotides long. RefSeq lists its product as uncharacterized. The record is from RefSeq and is a predicted model, not a curated record. The transcript has 2 exons. The coding region runs from base 100 to 282 and encodes 60 amino acids. NCBI's taxonomy places the organism in Eukaryota, Fungi, Basidiomycota, Agaricomycetes, Russulales, Bondarzewiaceae.